AUGGAGCAAACAAUGGACAUGAGAGCCCCUCACACCCACUUCGACAUGUCCUCAGAACACCACCACCCCCACUCCCACACCGACAUGCAACCCUCCACCCCUCCAAUGCCCAUGGAAAAGGCUCCCCCCGCCUCCGCCGGCCACAACAUGCACCCCGACGACCCCGAUAACCCGCAAAACGCCCCUCUCUUCCACAAAAUUCACGCCUCCCUCUCCUCCUCCGCCUUCGCCUUCAUGAUCCUCUUCGGCGCCACAGCCUACACCUCCUCCCUCGCGGGCGUCCAAGCCCGCUUCUCCGUCAGCAUGACCGUCUCCAUCCUCCCCUUCUCCCUCUACUUCUGGGGCAUCGCCUUCGCCCCAAUCUACACCCCGCACGUCUCGGAGCGCUACGGCCGGCGGCCCGUCUACCUCGUCUCGCUCCCUUUAUUCGCGAUCUUCAUCCUGGGCGCCAGCGUCUCGCAAUCCUUCGCCGCACUCUGCAUAACGCGCUUUUUGGCCGGGCUCGCAGGCGGGCCGUGCGUGGUGCUCAUCGAAGGCACAUUCGCGGAUGUCUGGUCCGCCAAAACCACAGUGACAUACUACGUUUUCCUCACCUGCGCGUCGUUUGUGGGCGCCGGCGCCGGCGCGAUCGUCGGGAACUACAUCUUCGUCUACGGCGGCUGGCGCUGGACCCAGUGGAUCACGCUCAUCAUGGCCAUAGGCGCCUACCUCCUCGGCGUCAGCAUGCCGGAAACCUACCCGCGCGAGAUCCUGCGCGCGAGGGCCAAACGCACCAAGAUGCCGAUCAAGCUCGCGAAAGCGCAGUCGGGCGUCACGCUGAAGGAGAUGGCGACGCACACGCUGAUCAACCCGGUGAAAAUGCUCGUGGCCGAGCCGAUCGUCAUCCUGGCGUCUUGGUACGUGGCGUUCAUCUUCGCGGUGAUAUUCCAGUUCUUCAUCUCGAUUCCCGUCGUCUUGCAUCUCACCUACAACUUCACGCCGCACCAGAUCGCGCAGGCGUUCACGUCCGCGAUCAUCGGCACGGCGCUCGCUGCUUUCACCGCUACCAUUAUCGAUCUCGCGCCGAAGCUUAUCAGGAGGGAGAGCUGCGACAUGGAAGGCUCUCCGCCUAUGGAAGUGCUAGAACACCGCCUCCGCUCCGGCAUGCUCGGCGGCAUCCUCAUCACCGCCUCGCUCUUCUGGAUCGCUUGGGCUGCUAAACCUAAUAUCCACUACAUCGCGCCCAUCACGGGCACGGCGGUGUUCAUUUGGGGCUGCGCCCUCGCCCUGACUUCUAUCAUAUCGUACCUCUUCGACGCAUAUCCGGCGCCGGGGACAUUGGCUGCGCUUACGGCCGCCGCGUGCUUUCGCAUUAUCUUGGCGGGGCUGAUCCCGCUUGUGAUUAUUCAGAUGAUUAUGGGCCUUACGGGCGCGUGGGCUGUUAGUACGUUUGCGUUUAUUGGCGCGGUGGGGAUGGGUGUGCCUUGGGUUUUGUACUUUUUUGGGGCGGGGAUGAGGAGGAGGAGUGUGUAUGCUGCGAGGGAGAUGGCGGAGGUGGGAGCGGGGAUGGGAAAGGAGCAGAUGGGGGGCAGUGUGUGA
Molecule: messenger RNA, 1578 nt
Organism: Bacidia gigantensis
Lineage: Eukaryota; Fungi; Ascomycota; Lecanoromycetes; Lecanorales; Ramalinaceae
Exons: 1
Coding region: 1-1578 (525 amino acids)
Biological process (GO): spermidine transport; spermine transport; transmembrane transport
Molecular function (GO): spermidine transmembrane transporter activity; spermine transmembrane transporter activity
Source: RefSeq, a predicted model, not a curated record